Messenger RNA from Talpa occidentalis (Iberian mole), 5546 nucleotides. RefSeq names its product sucrase-isomaltase (gene SI). The record is from RefSeq and is a predicted model, not a curated record. Bases 1 to 5433 code for a protein of 1810 amino acids. NCBI's taxonomy places the organism in Eukaryota, Metazoa, Chordata, Mammalia, Eulipotyphla, Talpidae. Gene Ontology annotation, molecular function: carbohydrate binding; alpha-1,4-glucosidase activity. Gene Ontology annotation, biological process: carbohydrate metabolic process. The transcript is spliced from 47 exons.
AUGGCAAGGAAAAAACUUUCUGGAUUAGAAAUCACUCUGAUAGUCCUCUUUGUUAUAGUUACUAUUAUAGCUAUUGCUUUAAUUGCUGUCUUAGCAACUUCUAAUGAAGAAAAUGAGAAUUUUGGUCCAGGCAAAUGUCCAAGUGAACUAAAUGAUCCUGUCAAUGAGAGAAUAAAUUGCAUUCCAGAACAACAUCCAACAAAGGAAAUAUGUGCUAAGCGAGGUUGCUGCUGGAGGCCCUGGAAUAACACUAUUGUUCCUUGGUGCUUCUUCGCAAGUAACCAUGGCUACCAGGCUUUAGGAAAGACAACAACAACAAGUACUGGACUUGAGGCCAAAUUAAAGAGGAUACCUUCACCUACAUUAUUUGGAAGUGAUAUUAACAAUCUUCUCCUCACAACUGAGAGUCAGACACGCAAUCGUCUCCAUUUCAAGAUUACUGAUCCAAAUGAUGCAAGAUAUGAAGUUCCUCAUCAGUUUGUAAAAAAAUUUACUGGAACUGCAGCCUCUGACACACUGUAUAAAGUAGAUGUUACAGAAAAUCCAUUUAGCAUUAAAGUUAUUAGAAAGAGCAAUGGGAAAACUUUGUUUGACACCAGCAUUGGUCCCCUGGUAUACUCUAACCAGUAUUUACAGAUCUCAGCCAAACUUGCCAAUGAAUAUAUGUAUGGUUUUGGAGAACAUAUUCAUAAAAGAUUUCGUCAUGAUUUAUAUUGGAAAACAUGGCCAAUUUUUACACGAGAUCAACUUCCUGGUGGUAAUAAUAAUAAUUUAUAUGGCCAUCAAACAUUCUUUAUGUGCAUUGAGGAUACAUCUGGAAAGUCAUUUGGUGUUUUCUUAAUGAACAGUAAUGCAAUGGAGGUUUUCAUCCAGCCUACCCCAAUAGUAACUUACAGAGUUAUUGGUGGGAUUCUGGACUUUUACAUCUUUCUAGGAGAUACUCCAGAACAAGUGGUUCAACAAUAUCAAGAGCUCACUGGACUACCAGCAAUGCCAGCAUAUUGGAGUCUUGGAUUCCAACUAAGUCGCUGGAGUUAUAAGUCGCUUGAUGAAGUGAAGGAAGUGGUAAAGAGAAAUCGGGAAGCUCGCAUACCAUUUGAUACACAGGUCACUGACAUUGACUAUAUGGAGAACAAGAAAGCCUUUACUUAUGAUAAAGUUGCAUUUAAAGGACUCCCUGAAUUUGCUGAAGAUUUGCAUGCAUAUGGACAGAAAUAUGUUAUCAUCUUGGACCCUGGAAUUGCCACAAGUAAUCUUGAAAAUGGAUCACCAUACGAAAGCCUUGUAAGGGGAAAUGCACAACAGGUGUGGAUAAAUGAGUCAGAUGGAAUUACACCACUAAUUGGAGAGGUUUGGCCAGGGUUAACAGUAUACCCUGAUUUUACUAAUCCAAGCUGCGUAGAGUGGUGGGCAAAUGAAUGCAAACUUUUCCAUGAUACAGUGAAAUAUGAUGGACUUUGGAUCGACAUGAAUGAAGUGUCUAGCUUUGUUCAAGGUUCAACAAAAGGAUGUAAUGACAACCUACUGAAUUAUCCACCUUUUACUCCAGAUAUUCUUGACAAACUCAUGUAUUCCAAAACAAUUUGUAUGGAUUCUGUGCAGUACUGGGGAAAACAAUAUGAUGUUCACAGCCUCUAUGGAUACAGUAUGGCUAUUGCCACAGAAAGAGCUGUGGAAAAAGUUUUUCCUAAUAAGAGAAGCUUUAUCCUCACCCGGUCAACUUUUGCUGGAACUGGAAGACAUGCUGCACAUUGGUUAGGAGACAAUACUGCUUCUUGGGAGCAAAUGGAAUGGUCUAUCACAGGAAUGCUGGAGUUUGGCUUAUUUGGAAUGCCUUUGGUUGGAGCAGAUAUAUGUGGAUUUGUGGCUGAAACCACAGAAGAGCUUUGCAGGAGAUGGAUGCAACUUGGGGCAUUUUAUCCAUUUUCCAGAAACCAUAAUGCUGAAGGAUAUCAACAUCAGGACCCAGCAUUUUUUGGACAGGAUUCUCUUUUGGUUAAUUCAUCAAGGCACUACUUGAAUAUUCGUUACACCUUGUUACCUUUCCUCUAUACUCUGUUUUAUAAAGCCCAUGUGUUUGGAGAAACAGUGGCAAGGCCAUUUCUUCAUGAGUUUUAUAGUGAUACCAACAGCUGGAUUGAGGAUACUCAGUUCUUAUGGGGUCCUGCAUUACUUAUUACCCCUGUCUUGAGGCAGGGAGCAGAUAUAGUGAGCGCAUACAUUCCUGAUGCCACUUGGUAUGAUUAUGAAACUGGUGCAAAAAGGCCAUGGAGAAAACAACGUGUUGAUAUGUACCUUCCAGGAGACAAAAUAGGAUUACAUAUUCGAGGAGGUUAUAUUCUUCCCAUUCAACAACCUGAUGUAACUACAACUGCAAGCCGGAAGAAUGCCCUAGGACUUAUAGUUGCAUUAGAUGAAAAUAACACAGCAAAUGGAGAUUUUUUCUGGGAUGAUGGAGAAACUAAAGAUACCAUAGAAAAUGGCAUCUACAUAAUGUAUACAUUUUCAGCAUCUAGUAACAAAUUAUAUAUUACCUGUACACAUUCAUCAUAUGAGGAAGGAACCAAGUUAGCAUUUGAGACUAUAAAAAUCCUUGGGUUGGCAGAAACUGUUACAGAUGUUACAGUGACUGGAAAUAAUCAACAAAUGAGUUACAGCUACAAUUUCACUUAUCAUCCUUCCAACCAGAGUCUCAUAAUUUACAACCUCAAGCUCAAUCUUGGAGGAAAUUUUACUGUUCAAUGGAGUCAAGUUUUCAGUGAAACAGAAAAGUUUAAUUGUUAUCCAGAUGAAGACACUGCAACUAAAGAAAAGUGUGAAGAACGCGGUUGUUUAUGGAAAAUGACUACUCCUUACUAUGGUGUACCAUCAUGUUACUUUCCUUCACAAGUCAACUCUUAUUUAGUCAGUUCAAGCCAUUAUACAUCAAUGGGUAUGACAGCUGAGCUUCAAUUGAAUACUAGAAAUGCUCGAAUAAAGCUACCUUCUGAACCCAUUUCAACUCUUCGUGUGGAAGUGAAAUAUCACAAAAAUGAUAUGCUGCAGUUUAAGAUUUAUGAUCCUCACAAAAAGAGAUAUGAAGUUCCAGUACCAUUAGACAUUCCAACUACACCAACUAGUACUCAUGAGAAUAGACUUUAUGAUGCUGAAAUCAAGGAAAAUCCUUUUGGCAUUCAGAUUCGACGAAGAAGCACAGGGAGAGUUAUUUGGGAUUCAUGCUUACCUGGAUUUACUUUUAAUGACCAGUUCAUUCAAAUAUCUACUCGCCUGCCAUCAAGCUAUUUAUAUGGUUUUGGGGAAGUGGAACACACAGCAUUUAAGAGAAAUAUGAACUGGCAUACUUGGGGAAUGUUCACAAGAGAUCAACCCCCUGGUUAUAAAUUUAAUUCCUACGGAUUUCAUCCCUAUUACAUGUCUUUGGAAGAUGACAGCCAUGCUCACGGAGUUUUCUUACUAAACAGCAAUGCAAUGGAUGUUACAUUUCAGCCAACUCCCGCUCUAACUUACCGAACAAUUGGAGGAAUCUUGGACUUUUAUAUGUUUUUGGGCCCAACUCCAGAAGUUGUAACAAAACAAUAUCAUGAAGUAAUUGGCCCACCGGUAAUGCCACCAUAUUGGGCUUUGGGAUUCCAAUUAUGCCGUUAUGGGUACAGAAAUACUUCAGAGAUUCAGCAACUAUAUGAUGAAAUGGUGGCUGCUCAGAUCCCUUAUGAUGUUCAAUACACAGAUAUUGAUCACAUGGAAAGGCAACUAGACUUUACAAUUGGUGAAAGUUUCCAUGACCUUCCUCAGUUUGUUGACAAAAUAAGAAAUGAAGGAAUGAAAUACAUUAUUAUCCUGGAUCCAGCAAUUUCAGGAAAUGAAACAGAGAGUUAUUCUGCAUUUGAAAAAGGACUGGAGAAAGAUGUCUUUGUCAAAUGGCCUAAUAGUGAUAUUUGUUGGGGAAAGGUUUGGCCAGAUUUGCCCAAUGUAACAAUUGAUGAAAGUCUAAGUGAAGAUGAAGCUGUUAAUGCUUCAAGAGCUCAUGUAGCAUUUCCAGAUUUCUUUAAGAAUUCUACAGCAGAAUGGUGGGCAAAUGAAAUUGCAGAUUUCUACAAUAAACAGAUUAAGUUUGAUGGUUUGUGGAUUGAUAUGAAUGAGCCAUCAAGUUUUGUACAUGGAUCAGUUACUAAUCAAUGCAGGAGAGAAGAGCUAAAUUAUCCUCCUUAUAUCCCAGCACUCACAAAAAGAACUGAAGGAUUGCAUUUCAGAACUUUGUGUAUGGAAACUGAGCAUAUUCUAAGUGAUGGAUCAUCAGUUUCACAUUAUGAUGUUCACAAUCUAUAUGGGUGGUCACAAGCAAAACCUACUUAUGAUGCAUUGCAGAAGACAACUGGCAAAAGGGGAAUUGUUGUUUCUCGUUCCACAUAUCCAACUGCAGGGCGGUGGGCAGGACACUGGCUUGGAGAUAACUAUGCAGAAUGGGACAAUUUGGACAAAUCAAUCAUAGGUAUGAUGGAAUUUAGUCUCUUUGGGAUAUCUUAUACUGGAGCAGAUAUCUGUGGUUUCUUCAACAAUUCAGAAUAUCAACUCUGUGCCCGCUGGAUGCAACUUGGAGCAUUUUAUCCAUACUCAAGAAAUCACAACAUUGCAUUUACUAGAAGACAAGAUCCUGUUUCCUGGAAUCAAACUUUUGCUAACAUGUCAAGGGAAAUUCUAAAUAUUAGAUAUACUUUAUUGCCCUAUUUUUAUACACAGAUGCAUGAAGUUCAUGCUAAUGGUGGCACUGUCAUCCGACCCCUUUUGCAUGAGUUCUUUAAUGACACAGUAACCUGGGAUAUAUACAAGCAGUUCUUGUGGGGUCCGGCAUUUAUGGUUACUCCUGUAUUAGAAGCUGAUACCGAAGUUGUAAAUGGCUAUGUCCCUUAUGCUCGCUGGUUUGAUUACCAUACAGGUGAAGAUAUUGGUCUCAGAGGAACAUUUAAUGAAUUUAAAGCUCCUUUAUAUACAAUAAACCUACAUGUUCGUGGUGGUCACAUCUUACCAUGUCAAGAACCUUCCCGAAAUACAUUUAACAGCCGAAAAAAUUUCAUGAAGCUAAUUGUUGCUGCUGAUGAUAUGCAGAUGGCACAAGGAUCUUUGUUUUGGGAUGAUGGGGAAAGCAUAGAUACUUAUGAAAAAGAUCUGUAUUCCUUGGUACAGUUUAAUUUAAACAAGACCACCUUAACAAGCACUAUAUUGAAAAAUGGUUACAUAGAGAGAAGUGAAAUGAGACUUGGAUUCAUCAGUAUAUGGGGAAAAGGAAAGACUUCUGUAAAUAAUGUUAAUCUCCUAUAUAAUGGAAGAUAUGAGACGCUUACAUUUUCUGAAGAACCAGACAAGGAGAUAUUAAAUAUUGAUCUGAAAAUGAAUAAUGUUGUUCUAGAUGAACCAAUAAAAAUCACCUGGUCUUGAAGAUCAUCAUCAAUUUAAGUUGACACAGCAAAAUAGACACCUGGAUUUAAAUUCCAUGAUGCUUUAAAUUUUCCCUCUUACUUAGUUUCUUAUAUCCCAUGAAAUAUAUUAAA